AUGCGAUGUUCUCAGAAGAGGAACUCAAAUCUAUUCAGCUUCAGCUUCAGCUUCAUGUGGGUCAUUAUCAGUCUGCUCAAGCAUGCGAAGCACAGUAAUACCCGAAUCCUGAAGUAAAAAGAAUAUUAUUUUCGGAUCGCAAGAAGCAUUAUUUUCACGUCGAACAAGAGAAAUAAUUAUUCAGUUAUUUAUUUACCUCAGCUCGGCCGAGAGAGAGGUACAAACUGCUGCAGAACAAGCCCCUGCCCUCGACAUCGAUCGAGUCUCAAGGAAGGAAGGGAGGUAAAGAGAAAUAGAGAACCCCCACAAACAACUGCAGCCCCGCGAGGACGGCUACACUCAAAUCCUGCCGCGCGAGCGCGAGGACGCGGAGGCAGGCGGCGGCCAGCGGCUUCCCCUGGUGGCGGCGUUGGGCUAA
Messenger RNA from Spirodela intermedia, 418 nucleotides. Lineage: Eukaryota; Viridiplantae; Streptophyta; Magnoliopsida; Alismatales; Araceae. The record is from the annotation of a GenBank genome assembly.